This is a messenger RNA of Lingula anatina, 2195 nucleotides long. Its product is annotated as agmatinase, mitochondrial. Lineage: Eukaryota; Metazoa; Brachiopoda; Lingulata; Lingulida; Lingulidae. The record is from RefSeq and is a predicted model, not a curated record. Gene Ontology annotation, molecular function: agmatinase activity; metal ion binding.
ACCAACACCAGCUUGCAACAGACCGCAAUGUCUCGUCUUCAGCUGUUGAAGAAGUUCGCGCAAGUUGUAACUUUGCAGGUGCAACAAUCGCGAACUUUCCAGGGAAGUGCACAGUGUUUUAGAAAAUUCAAUGCUCCUCUCUCUGGUAAUGAUUUAGCUCGGCCAGCGGGCAUUGCGUCGAUGAUGCGUUUGCCCGUACAGGAAACCUCCGAAGAUUUGGAUGUGUGUUUUGUUGGGGUGCCUCUGGAUGCAGGGACAUCAAAUCGAUCUGGGACCAGAUUUGGACCACGCCAGAUCCGGUCAGAAUCCUGUAUUAUCAGACAUGUGAACAAUGCCACUGGAGCUCAGCCCUUUGAUUCAAUACAAGUGGCAGAUGUCGGAGAUGUCUGGAUGAAUAUCUACAACUUACCAGAGGCUUGUAAGAAUAUAAAAGAUGGAUUCACAAAGUUGAUGAGCACUGGCUGUAAGACUUUGGCAGUGGGAGGAGAUCACACCAUAACAUGGCCUAUACUUCAAGCUGUCAAGGAAAAGCAUGGCCCCGUUGGCUUAAUACACGUGGAUGCACAUGCAGACACACAAGAAGCAAUGCUAGGUGCCCCUAUUGCGCAUGGUACGCCUUUCAAACGAGCUGCAGAUGAUGGAUGUCUCGACUGCCAGCGUGUGGUGCAGAUUGGCCUGCGCGGCACGUGUGGAACGUUACAAGAUUACAAGUGGGGAGAGAGCAAGGGAUUCCGGAUAGUCCAGGCACACGAAUGUUGGCACAAGUCACUCGCCCCUCUAAUGGAGGAGGUGAGAGAGAUGAUGAGGGAUGGCCCUGUCUACAUCAGUUUUGAUAUUGAUGGCAUUGACCCUGCCUUUGCUCCUGGAACAGGCACUCCAGAGAUAGCAGGUCUGACCCCAAUCCAGGCACUGGAGAUCAUACGUGGUUGCCGUGGGCUCAACAUUGUAGGGGGAGACUUGGUGGAGGUGUCCCCACCUUAUGAUACAACAGGCAAUACAGCCUUACUGGCAGCUAAUCUGCUGUUUGAGAUGCUGUGUGUGUUCCCUGGUGUGAAGUAUGCUGAUGUAUAGACACUACUGACUGCAGUUUUUUUUUUCCACCUGGGACACAGGAAUCAUUCCCAGACCUAUCGUACUAACUGUGGAUCAAUCUAUCUCCAGGGGGAUUAUCGCUAAAUUGUACUCAACUUAAGUGGCUUAGCUGUCUGUCAUGCCUACUGAAGCUGUUAAGGAGUAAUUAAGUAUUGUUUAGCAGAUUUUGUAGGUGUGCAAAUCAUCCAAGCCAUUUAAGCUGAAAGCAGUUUAGCAAGAACUUGGAGAUGGAUCGAUCCUGUUAGAUUGAUCUAGGUAUGAGAAGUCAGCCAUAGACAAGCAAGGGUAUAUUUUAAUUAGUAGUUAUUAUUAUCUUAUUAAUCUUCUAAUGUACUGUAAACUGGUGCCAUUUCUGCUGCAGGGUUUGUCAGGUCUAGACUUAAAACUUGUUUUUUAGGGAGCCUGUUAAAAUAAUAUUUCUCAGGAAAAAACAUUUUCAUUUUGUGUGCAUACAGCCAAAGGAAAACCAAAAUUGUAUUGUAUUCUAGUCUGUGUUAAGACAACAAGAUACCUUAGGAAAUAACCCAAAGAAAAACAACCGAAGUUGACUAACUUUGUUUACUACCAAUGCGACAAAUGCAUAGUAUUACACAUGUAUCAUAUAUGGAACCAUGUUCCAAAUGUAUUUAUUUAUUUUCUUACUUAUUUAUUUAUUUUAUUAUUUAUUUUACUUCUUAUGUUUAAAAUACAUGUGGACUCUACAUCAAAUGAAUGCAUAACCAUGAUGGAUAGAAAACAUAACACAUGCUGUUUUUAAUAGUAAAUUUAUUCCAAGCAUUUUAUAAAAUGUGAAACAAUGUAUUAACAAAACAGUCAAGUGAGUACUGCUGUCAAAUUUUAUUUGUAUAUUUUAAUUGCGUAUAAAAUUAUAGAAAAAAUUUGAUGAAAAGUACUUGCACGUCAAUUGCACAUCAAGUUGGAAGCAAUGAAACAGUUGAUAUUGUUUUCAAAAUUAUGUAUUCUCCAGUUUAGUAAGGAGAUUUUUAUAUUAUAAAAAUAGGCAAUAGGCGGGAUAUUGUUUAAAAUAUUGUUUAUAAUACAAAGCUGCAACUGCCCAUGUGGGAUUAUGUACUCAAACAUGCAAUAAAAUAACAUAGCUGUUA